AUGAAACAGUGGGUUACAGGUCAGGAUGGGCUUGACAACCUCAAGCUCAAGGAGGCAGAGAAGCCCGAGCCCAAAGAUGGCGAGGUACUGGUCAAGAUCAAUGCCGUCUCGCUCAACUACAGAGACACCGAGGUCGUUAUGGGCCUAUAUGGCCACCACGUAUCCAUCGGCCAGGACGAGGAGAUUGUACCUGGCUCCGACAUUUGCGGGACAGUAGUAUCUAGCAAGUCUGCAGACUGGAAGGAAGGCCAGCGAGUGAUGGCUAUCUUCAACCAAACCCACCUCACUGGUCAAGUCAAGGCAAAAGAUCUGGCCAGUGGUCUUGGGCUUCCGCUUCCAGGGGUUUUGACGGAGUAUCGCUGCUUCCCUGCUGAGGGACUAGUUGCGGCGCCGGACUACAUGUCAGACGAGGAAGUCAGUUGCCUGCCCAUUGCAGCGAUGACGGCCUGGAUGGCAAUCAACGGGAUGCGACCAUUCGGCCAGCCAGUUGACAACGCGAAAGGCAGCGAGACCGUUCUCAUCCAAGGUACGGGAGGCGUAGCGAUUUGCGGCUUACAGAUAGCACAUGCUGCUGGCCUCAAGACUAUCGUCACUUCGUCGUCGGAUGCAAAGCUAGAGAAAGCCAAGAAGCUGGGCGCAGACUACACCAUCAACUACCGCUCUACGCCGGAUUGGCAGAACGAGGUCAUGCGUAUAACCAACGACAACGGUGCAGACAUCAUCUUCGAAAACGGUGGCGCGGACACACUGCUGAAAAGCUUCGACUGCAUCGCCUUCGGCGGCCUGAUCAAUUGCAUUGGGUACCUCUCCGGAAAGGAAGCCCCAGUGGGUGAUAGCCUACACACGAAUGUGCUCGCGCUCAGACGUAAUGUGACACUAAAAGGGAUACUUAACGGACCAAAAGACCGCUUGGAGGAGAUGGUGAAGUUCUACGAAAAGCAUCAGAUCCAUCCGGUGAUUGACCGAGCGUUUGCCUUCGAGGAGGGUAAGGAGGCGUUGAAGUACCUUUACUCUGGUGGACACUUCGGUAAAGUCAUCGUAAAGCUAGCCAGCAGUUGA
Messenger RNA from Baudoinia panamericana UAMH 10762, 1059 nucleotides. RefSeq lists its product as uncharacterized. The transcript has a single exon. The coding region runs from base 1 to 1059 and encodes 352 amino acids. The record is from RefSeq and is a predicted model, not a curated record. Lineage: Eukaryota; Fungi; Ascomycota; Dothideomycetes; Mycosphaerellales; Teratosphaeriaceae. Gene Ontology annotation, molecular function: oxidoreductase activity.